Molecule: messenger RNA, 2613 nt
Organism: Melanotaenia boesemani (Boeseman's rainbowfish)
Lineage: Eukaryota; Metazoa; Chordata; Actinopteri; Atheriniformes; Melanotaeniidae
Gene: csad
Product: cysteine sulfinic acid decarboxylase
Exons: 14
Coding region: 874-2397 (507 amino acids)
Biological process (GO): carboxylic acid metabolic process
Cellular component (GO): cytoplasm
Molecular function (GO): sulfinoalanine decarboxylase activity; pyridoxal phosphate binding
Source: RefSeq, a predicted model, not a curated record
CCGAUUAAAAUGAGACACGACAGAGCUCGGCUACAUCCACUUACUUUUGCCCUAUAUCUAGCGAGUUCUCAAAACCUUCUAGUAACUCUAUUUCAAAACAGCGAUUAGCAACAAAUCUACCUACUUUUUCUAGUUAUUGGAGAGUUUUGGAAGUUGACGUGAAAGCACGUUUAAUUCUUCUCCACGAGCAGCGCAUCCGCCCCUCCGUUCAGAAGCGCCCAGAGUCAGAGCAGGAGACCUUCACUUCUACUCCAUGACCAGGCUGAAAAUGAAACGCGCCGAGCUGACACUGGCUCAUCUCUCUCUAGCUUACCGUCAUAUUUUAAUAUCUGUUAUUAAAGAGUGUGGAUAUAUGAGGCAUGAAGAACCUGAUUAUGAAAAAGAACAGUUGUCUGUACAUAUGUUGUGGAAUAAUGAAUACAACGUUGCACAUUAUCUGACAUUUAUUAGCUAGUCAUAUUUAGAUACUUAAAGUAAUGCUAGAUUCUUUUUAUUUUUAAGUUAUCUAAGUUACUGCUUUUAAAGAAUUUUAUCUAAAAAUCUUAUAUAUUUGUUAGCCUACUUCUAGCGAACUAAAGAGAAUAAUUUAACAGUUUUAUCAAUGAAAAAUAACACACGACUUGAUCAAAUCACAUUAAUUUUUAUGGCUGAAACUCAUAAAUCAGAAGUCAUUAUAUUCUCACAAUUUCUCCUUCUCUACUUGGUAAUCUCAGACAGCAUAAGUUAACUUUUGGUCAUGGACAAAGGUUGAGUCCCUCCCAUUGCUGUCUUAACUUAUUGUUUUUGCUGUGUAGCCAUUUUCUGAAGUCUACUAGGAGCAAGUAGGGAGCAAAUGAAGCAGCAAAGAUUCACUCAAUAGUUCAAACCGUGAAUAUGGCACAUAUGUCCCAAUUGUCAUCAGAUGGAGAAAUAAUGGAAGCACCGCUCCGUGACCUGAGUGAGCCACUUAUUGACCAUGAAGAGGGCCAGCUCUUCUUGAAUGAAGCCUUCAACAUUAUUGUGGAAGAGGUGCUCUGCAAGGGCACAGAUGUCAAACAUAAGGUGUGUGAGUGGAAAGAGCCUGACGAGCUGGCUCUACUUCUGGAUCUGGAGUUGAGAGAGGCAGGGGAGCCUCAGGACCGGCUUCUUCAUAGAGUAAGAGAUGUCGCCAAGUACAGCAUUAAGACAAGUCACCCACGUUUCUUUAAUCAGCAAUUUGCGGGCGUAGACUAUCAUUCCCUUGCUGGACGUUUCCUCACCGAGGCUCUCAACACUAACCUCUUCACUUAUGAAGUAGCACCUGUCUUUGUGCUGAUGGAGGGAGAAGUUCUAAGAGCGUUACGUCAGCUGGUGGGCUGGACAGAAGGUGAUGGCAUUUUCUGCCCUGGGGGGUCCACAUCAAACAUGUAUGCCAUGAACCUUGCACGCUACAGACUCUUCCCACAGAUCAAAAGCCAGGGGCUGUGGAGUCUCCCACGUUUGGCCAUCUUUACAUCUCCAGAGAGCCAUUACUCUGUGAAGAAAGGAGCUGCCUUUCUGGGUGUUGGUACAGACAAUGUCAUCCUGGUCAAAGUGGAUAAUGGAGGUCGUAUGAUUCCGGAGGACCUGGAUGAAAAGAUAGAGUUGUCUAAAUCUCAGGGUGCAGUACCAUUCCUUGUAAGCUGCACAUCAGGCACCACCGUCCAGGGUGCCUUUGACCCACUGGAUCGCAUUGCUGAUGUUUGUGACAAACACAAACUCUGGAUGCACGUUGAUGCUGCCUGGGGAGGAAGUGUACUCUUUUCCAAGACACACAAACAUCUAAUGAAAGGAGUUGAGAGAGCAAAUUCAGUAGCUUGGAAUCCACACAAGAUGCUGGUGGCUGGCCUGCAGUGCUCUGCCUUGCUGCUAAAAGAUACCACGAACUUGCUGAAGCAGUGCCACAGCACCAACGCUUCAUAUCUCUUCCAGCAAGACAAAUUCUAUGACGUGAACCUGGACAUUGGGGACAAAUCUGUCCAGUGCAGUCGCAAGGUGGAUUGUCUGAAGUUGUGGUUGAUGUGGAAAGCUGUUGGCUCUACUGGCUUGGAACAGCGUGUUGACAAGGCUUUUCUCCAUGUGAGAUAUUUGGUGGAGCAGAUGAAGAAAAGACCUGGAUUUCAGCUUUUGAGCAUGCCAGAGUUUGUGAACGUGUGCUUUUGGUUCAUACCACCUUGUCUAAGAGGGAAGGAGGGAAAUGCAGAUUACCAGAAUAGGCUGGCAAAAGUAGCACCAAUCAUCAAGGAACGCAUGAUGAAACAAGGCACUAUGAUGGUGGGCUACCAACCACUUGGAAAUAAGGUUAAUUUUUUUCGUGUGACUGUGUUUUCUCCACUUGUAUCCCAGAAAGACAUGGAUUUCUUCCUGGAUGAAAUUGAAAGGUUGGGAAAUGAUUUGUAAUCAAUUCACAAUUUUUAAAUGUAAGGACGUUGUCCUACUUUUGUCUGACUUGUGUACGAACUCCACCAUUAUAAUGUUACAAAUUGUUGCAAGCAAGUAAACCUUGUUGUUCCACUAGAUUGUAGAUUUAACUUCUAGGUAUUUAAACGGGUAUCACAAUAUAUCAAGAUGAAAAUGUAGCUGAAUGAAUAAACAAAUAAAAAGUCCUUGAUCUUA